Messenger RNA from Aureobasidium subglaciale EXF-2481, 2645 nucleotides. RefSeq lists its product as uncharacterized. Gene Ontology annotation, molecular function: hydrolase activity, hydrolyzing O-glycosyl compounds. Gene Ontology annotation, biological process: glucan catabolic process. The transcript has a single exon. The record is from RefSeq and is a predicted model, not a curated record. Bases 269 to 2560 code for a protein of 763 amino acids. NCBI's taxonomy places the organism in Eukaryota, Fungi, Ascomycota, Dothideomycetes, Dothideales, Saccotheciaceae.
UCUUGAAAACCACAAUUUCCGAACUGCGACAUAAUCAGCAGCGCUGAGCUGAGAAUGAGCUGGGAAGACGAGUACAUGCUAAAACCGUUUGAGCAUUACGAUGCGUAGCUCUUGACCAGACCGCCAAGUAGGUCACCACCAUGGUAUUUAUCAGGGCCACGCCCGGUCUGCGUUGAAGCCGUUUGAACGGCCGCAAUAAACAUUCUAUCUUUCUCCCAAAGGGGUCAGCCUAUCUGACUAUGGCAUCGAUGAGGCGGCACCUUCUCGUAUGUACUCAGCUCUAUAUAUGUGUUCUCGCAUUUCCCUGUUCAGCUCUUCUUUCUUUUGUGCGCAAUCAUUCUUUUACUAUUGCACCUACUCAAUCGCAAACAUGCCACUCAUUCUUUUUUUGUUUUCCCUGUUCUCAGUCAUUAACUUGAGCAUAGCUGGCUAUGUUCUUCAAGAUGACUACAACUCUGCGUCGUUCUUCGACAUGUUCGAUUUCUUCACAGCACCAGAUCCUACACAUGGCUUCGUCCAGUAUAUUGACCAAGGCACAGCAUGGAACACCGGUCUUAUUCGUAACGAUAAUGGCAAGAUCUAUGUUGGAGUCGACCAUACCAAUGUUCAACCCAAUGGUCGUCCCAGUAUACGGUUGACUAGCAAGAAUUCUUACAAUUCUGGAAGUCUGGUCAUCCUCGACCUUGACCACAUGCCUGGCAACUCCUGUGGAUCAUGGCCAGCCUACUGGAUGGUCGGACCUAGUUGGCCUAACGGUGGCGAGAUCGACAUUAUUGAAGGUGUAAACACGCAGAACCACAACGCAAUGACAUUGCACACCGCAGACGGCUGUUCCAUCUACGACAAUGGCAAUUUCACUGGAAGUCUAUACUCCGAUGACUGUUACGUCAACGCGGCGGACCAAACCAACAACCUGGGUUGUCAGAUCUCCACCUCUCAGUACAACACCUAUGGUGAUGGCUUUAACAACGUAGGAGGUGGUGUCUACGCCAUGGAAUGGACCGACGAAGCGAUCAGCAUCUGGUUCUUCCAGCGUGGCACCAUCCCUGCCAACAUCCGAAACGGAAAUCCCUCCCCAGAUUCAACUUGGGGAACGCCACUCUCUCAAUUCACAGGAUGCUGUGACAUCCCUGAAUUUUUCUCAGACAAUCAGAUUGUUUUUGAUGUUACCUUUUGCGGUGACUGGGCUGGUAGCGUUUGGAGCAGUGACUCUACAUGUUCUGCUCUAAGCGGCUCCUGCACCGACUACGUCGCCAAUAACCCUUCGGCAUUCUCGAAUGCUUAUUGGACCAUCAACUCUCUGCAAGUCUUCGAGCAGACUGCAAAAUCUUCUGGAAAGGUUGCACUGCCCGCAUUUUGCAAUAAUAAUACCCCAACACAAACUGAGACAUUCAUUAGUAGUGCUAGCACCGUAUCAACGGAAACCGUGCCUGCCGAGACUACCUCGACUGUGUCAUCUGUUGUCGAUACGACGACUACAGAGACAUCGUCAACGCAGACCUCAUCGUUCGAAACCACGUCAUCGACCGCCGAAACCUCGUUGAUCCCUGAGAGCUCGUCAAUCGCCGAGAGCUCACCGACUGACCAAGUCUCGUCCACCGCCACGACCUCGUCAAGUGGAAGCACAUCCGCUACAGACUUCUCGUCUUCAAGCCUAAGCUCCUCAAUUACUGACAGCAUGUCAAGUGGAAAUCUGUCGUCCGCUGCUCAGACAUCGUUGAGCAGCCAGACCGUAUCACUGACCUCUGGCCUAUCGUCAAGCAACAGAGCCUCGUCGACUGCUCUGAGUUCUUCACUUGGUCAAGUCUCAUCGACUGCUCAAGCUGCAUCAAUCACCCGAGCUUCGUCGACUGCACAAGCCUCAUCGGCUGCAGGUUCGAGCGCCAGUAAAUCGAGUGCCAAUACAUCUCCCGCACCUGCAUCGACUGCAGCAACGGCUGCCGAGACAAGCUCGACGCAGCCAUUGCCUUCAAUGACAGAUGUAUUGACGACGUUAGUCUUGGCCGUAGCCGCAGACGCCACCUCUACUGAGUGGACCACAAUCACAACGACACUCCGACAAGUGGUGUCUCCGACCGGAUUCCCACAGUCGAGUGCCACUCAACAGCCCACAGCAGUCGAGAAUAGCGCGACGACACCAGCUGUCAAUGUCGAGACGACGACCACCGCCCAACCGAUUGCCGAGACCACUGUGCUCACGACAAUCGUCCAAGCAGUGUCGGCCGACGCAACAACAACGCAGUGGGUGACCAUCACGACGAGCAUCGAACGAGCAGCGGUAGUAACAGCCACCAACGACGCGGCUUUCGAGCCUGCAGACACGACCAUCACACAAUGGACGACUCAGCAAAUCACGGUCUUACCAGACGUCUACACGACGCAAUGGACGACCAUCACAAGUACCGUCAACUUCCAAAAGGCGAGACGCACCGCUCUACCCGAAAGCUUGAUGCUCAGAGGGGAAGAGUCGGUAGCGGCAUCACAAACGAUACGUAUCGAAGCACAACCAAGCCCUAGCAGGCGCUGGCUCCCGAGACACUGGGGUCGAGCACGAAUCUAGAAGAUUUUAUGAAAGAAAGGAAAGGAAUGGGAGGAUAUACCAAAUUUAGAUUAAUGUUUUUGAACAACUUUUGUAUCUGGUGGUG